AUGUCCACUACCAGUACAGUUCUGGCUUCCACUCCAACGCCAAGGUUAUUAGGCAAAGUGGCAUUGGUUACAGGUGGUGCAUCUGGAAUCGGUGAAAGCAUUGUGCGCCUCUUCCAUAUCCAUGGUGCUAAAGUAUGCAUAGCAGAUGUGCAAGACAACCUUGGAAAGCAGGUGUGUGAAUCCCUUGGUGGUCAAGCAAAUGUUGUGUUUCUCCAUUGUGAUGUUACCAUAGAGGAUGAUGUUUCCCGUGCAGUGGACUUUACUGCGGAAAAGUUUGGCACCCUUGACAUCAUAGUCAACAAUGCUGGAAUUUCUGGAUCACCUUGUCCUGAUAUCCGCAGUACAGAGUUAUCAGAAUUUGAUAAGGUGCUUAGUAUUAAUUUGAAGGGAGUGUUUCACGGCAUGAAACACGCAGCUCGAAUCAUGAUCCCAGAAAAGAAGGGCUCAAUUGUUUCUUUAAGCAGUGUAGCAAGUGCCUUAGGUGGCAUAGGAAUACAUGCAUACACAGCAUCAAAACAUGGUGUUGUAGGGCUCACAAAGAGUGUUGCAGCUGAAUUGGGGAAGCAUGGUAUAAGAGUGAACUGUGUGUCACCUUAUGCUGUUGCAACAGGUUUGGCUUUGGCCCAUUUGCCUGAGGAUGAGAGAACCGACGAUGCCUUGGCCAGUUUCCGUGAUUUUACUCGGAGAAUGGCCAACUUGCAGGGUGUAGAGUUAACUGCCCAUGAUGUGGCUAAUGCUGUGCUCUUUCUUGCAAGUGAUGAGGCCAGAUAUAUCAGUGGAGACAAUCUCAUGGUUGAUGGUGGCUUCACCAGUGUUAAUCACUCACUCCAAGUUUUUAGAUGA
Messenger RNA from Sphenostylis stenocarpa, 843 nucleotides. The record is from the annotation of a GenBank genome assembly. NCBI's taxonomy places the organism in Eukaryota, Viridiplantae, Streptophyta, Magnoliopsida, Fabales, Fabaceae.